This is a messenger RNA of Lingula anatina, 1842 nucleotides long. RefSeq lists its product as uncharacterized. NCBI's taxonomy places the organism in Eukaryota, Metazoa, Brachiopoda, Lingulata, Lingulida, Lingulidae. Gene Ontology annotation, molecular function: zinc ion binding; protein binding. The record is from RefSeq and is a predicted model, not a curated record.
AUGGCAUCAAAGAAGCUGUACGAGGAGUUCAGUGACAAUUUUCUCACGUGUCACAUCUGUCUUCACGAGUAUGAAGACCCGCGUCUCCUCCCAUGCUAUCACACUUUCUGCCUGACUUGUCUUGCCCAGCACGUGGCAGCGAGUGGGACGGGAGGCAACAUCACGUGUCCAGUGUGCCGCCAGGAGGCGCCUGUUCCACCGGGUGGGCUGGAGAAACUUGUCCGUAACUUCUUUUUGUCCAAGGUGAAGGACUUUAUGUUGAAAACAGAGAAAAAAGACAAAAUGUGCGGUAACUGUCACUCACAAGUUGCUCAAUUUUACUGUCAAGAUUGCAAACAUUUUUUCUGUGAGAAGUGUCGACAAAAACAGCAUAACGCUAAAAAAAUUCUGCGGGGACACACAAUGAUUUCAGUGUCUGAUCACGAUAAGCAAGUCCAGGAAGAAAUAGACGCUUCGCUAUUUUGUGAUAAACACAAAGGACAACAGUUAACCUUUUAUUGCACAGAUGACGAUGUUGUUGUGUGUCGUGACUGUAUUCUCACCAAACACAACAAACACAACUGUGUUGACAUUGCAGAUGUAGCGGAAAUCCACAAAGUAAAAAUAAAUAGUGCCUUUAAUGAUGUAUCUAAGAACAUUUCACUGUUUGAAAAAGCAGAGUCAGAAAUAUCAAAGCAACAGAAAGAUACAACUAACGCUGUAAACAAAACGGUGGCCGACAUACAACAACAGGAGGCGGAUAUUAUAAAAGAGGUUCAGCGUAUUUCUGCUCAGUUGAUAGCAGAAGCAAUAGACCACGCUGCAACGCACAUGAAGUCACUCGAGGCUGAGAAAGAUCGCAUUCAACUACAGAAAGUAUCCAUCCACAGCACAUGUGAGUUUGCCAAACAGCUUGUUCAACAUGGCUCCCACACGGAGGUGAUGACACACGCUAAAAAAAUCCGAGCAAGGAUGAAAGAACUGAACAAUGUUAGACCCACCGUACAGGUAAAAAGAACAGAGAUAACUUUCAGUAAAGGGAGACUUCCAGUGGACUUCUUUGGUCGCGUGAAAAAAUGGCUAAAUACUGCAUCUUUGGUUGGUGAGUUUGAUAGUAGUAUGAAAGAUGUAUGGGACAUAUCGUGCAGCCAAAGAGGGACAAUAUAUUUAGUUUCUAACAGGCUGGGUAAACUUACAGCAAUAUCACCAUCUCAUAAGGUGAUAUUCCAGGUUGAUGUACCAGAUCCCAGAGGUGUCACCGUGCUCAGUGAUGACAGACUGGUGGUUACAUGUGAUGAUGGAUGCCGAAUGUAUUCUUCCUCCGGGAAACAUGUCAAAACAUUUGGUCAGGGUGACAUUUCUAACCCCCACGGUGUUACAGUGAACAACAAUGGACACAUACUUGUCUGUGACGUGGACAAUAGAUGUAUAUGUGUGUAUGACGCUGUGCAGUACAAUCUUAUCAAUAAGAUAAGUGUUCCUAUGUGUGAAGACCCACUAUACAUUGCAGUGCUCCCAUGUCGUGACACCAUUGUGGUGAGUGACAGUGAUGGACACUGUGUAUAUGGAGUGACCCCCCAGGGUGAUGUAGUGUUCCAGUAUGGUACACCAGGUGAGGGAGGCUCAGGUGAUGGAUACCUGGAUUACCCCUGGGGAGUGUGUACAGACAGCGUGGGGCACAUCUUCAUUGCUGACCAAUCGAAUAACAGGGUGGUUGUUCUGUCCUCAGAUGGCCAACUGUUAAGAUACGUGGUGGGUCAACAACAGGUUUCAAGGCCAACGGGUGUGACCACUGAUAACAAAGGACAGCUUGUAGUGGGGGAGUAUGGAGGCGAGGUGAAAACAUUUCGCUUUGUUCAUUAA